This is a messenger RNA of Sciurus carolinensis (gray squirrel), 2076 nucleotides long. RefSeq names its product gamma-aminobutyric acid type A receptor subunit delta (gene Gabrd). Lineage: Eukaryota; Metazoa; Chordata; Mammalia; Rodentia; Sciuridae. The transcript has 9 exons. The coding region runs from base 358 to 1716 and encodes 452 amino acids. Gene Ontology annotation, biological process: monoatomic ion transmembrane transport; chemical synaptic transmission; nervous system process. Gene Ontology annotation, molecular function: extracellular ligand-gated monoatomic ion channel activity; neurotransmitter receptor activity; GABA-A receptor activity. The record is from RefSeq and is a predicted model, not a curated record. Gene Ontology annotation, cellular component: membrane; synapse; GABA-A receptor complex.
CCCUCAGGAACGAGGUUCUGCCCUACCCAUCGGUCCACCGUGUCCAGCGGGUAGGCGCCUGUAGCGCCUCCUGGGCGGACACGUGGAGGGACCGCUCUGCCGGCGGGGGCAGCGGUCCGGGGCCCCAGCCGGCCGGCGAGGGCGGGCGCAGUGCGCGCAGCCCCGGGCUGUUUUCGAGCCGGGCGGGCGCGCGGGGCGGGGCGGGCGGGGCGGGGCGGGCUCCGCGCUCCGUCCGCCCCUCGCGCCGCGCCGCGCUCCCCCGCGCUCCCGCCCCUCCGGUGCAGCGGCGGUCGCGGGCGAAGCAACUUUGCGUGCGUCCAGGCGGGCCGGACUGUCCCGCGCAGAGCCCGCGAGGUCAUGGACGCACUGGCCUGGCUGCUGCCCGCGCUCCUGCUGCUGUGCGCGCCCCCGCGCCGCGGCGCCAGAGCGAUGAAUGACAUUGGGGACUACGUGGGCUCCAGCCUGGAGAUAUCCUGGCUCCCCAACCUGGACGGCUUGAUGGAGGGCUAUGCCCGCAACUUCAGGCCUGGCGUUGGAGGCCCCCCUGUGAACGUGGCCCUGGCCCUGGAGGUGGCCAGCAUCGACCACAUCUCAGAGGUGAACAUGGAAUACACCAUGACCGUGUUCUUGCACCAGAGCUGGAGGGACAGCAGGCUCUCCUACAACCACACCAACGAGACGCUGGGCCUGGACAGCCGCUUCGUGGACAAGCUCUGGCUCCCUGAUACCUUCAUCGUGAACGCCAAGUCCGCCUGGUUCCACGACGUGACGGUGGAGAACAAGCUCAUCCGGCUGCAGCCGGACGGUGUGAUCCUGUACAGCAUUCGAAUUACCUCGACAGUGGCCUGCGACAUGGACCUGGCCAAGUAUCCCCUGGACGAGCAGGAGUGCAUGCUGGACCUGGAGAGCUAUGGCUACUCUUCUGAGGACAUCGUCUACUACUGGUCGGAAAACCAGGAGCAGAUCCACGGGCUGGACAGGUUGCAGCUGGCCCAGUUCACCAUCACCAGCUACCACUUCUCCACGGAGUCCAUGAACUUCAAGUCCGCUGGUCAGUUCCCCCGGCUCAGCCUGCACUUCCACCUGCGGAGGAACCGGGGUGUCUACAUCAUUCAGUCCUACAUGCCAUCUGUCCUCCUGGUCGCCAUGUCCUGGGUCUCCUUCUGGAUCAGUCAGGCAGCAGUGCCCGCCAGGGUAUCUCUAGGCAUCACCACCGUGCUGACCAUGACCACGCUCAUGGUCAGUGCCCGCUCCUCCCUGCCGCGGGCCUCAGCCAUCAAGGCGCUGGACGUGUACUUCUGGAUCUGCUAUGUCUUUGUGUUCGCUGCUCUGGUGGAGUACGCCUUCGCCCACUUCAAUGCUGACUACAGGAAGAAGCGAAAGGCCAAAGUCAAGGUCGCCAAGCCCAGGACAGAGAUGGACGUGAGGAACGCCAUCGUCCUCUUCUCCCUCUCGGCUGCUGGGGUCACCCAGGAGCUGGCGGUCUCCCGCCGGCAGUGUCGCAUCCCUGGGAACCUCAUGGGCUCCUACAGGUCAGUGGAGGUGGAGACCGGGGAGACGAAGAAGGAGGGGGGCAUCCGCCCGGGGGGCCCAGGGGGCAUCCGUGCCAGGUUCAAGCCCAUCGAUGCGGACACCAUCGACAUCUACGCCCGCGCCGUCUUCCCCGCGGCCUUCGCGGCUGUCAACGUCAUCUACUGGGCAGCCUACGCCAUGUGAGGGGACCCUGUGCCCCCGCCUGCCACCCCCGGAGGAAGAGCACCCUCUGCGUCCAGUGGGAGGACGGUUGGCCCCGCAAAGGGAGAGGAAGCCUGUGUCCUGAGCUCUGACCCUGGGGAGGACCAGCCGUGCUCCCGGCGGACGGAGACCGUAGCGGACAGAGGGGAGGCCCUGGCCUGGCCCUGAGGCCCAGGCAGGCUCCGCAUCUUGGGUCUCGGGCUCACCCUGACUUCCAGGCCUUUGUUCGGUGGAUCGGGAUUAAGGUGGGAGGAGGUGGUGCACAGCCUCUGCUGCGGUGAGAUGGGGGAGAAGCCACUGCACGUCCUCCUUGAUCCCAGCAUGAAAUAAACCUUGACCUGG